AUGUCAAGAAUCACUCUUAUACCUGAUACUUACCCCAUUCUCUGUGAGAAAAGGAAGAAAGAGUAUAAGGGUAUUGGAGUUGUUGAGUCUGAAGAUGGUCGAAGGAGGAGAAAUGAGGACCUUUUCAUGAUAAGGAAGAACAGUCGUCAAGAUUCUCAAUACAAGAGACGAAAACAUCCUCGUGAGGAUGCUUCUGCUCCAUUGAUCGAGACUCUUCCUUUCACCAUCUAUAUUCCAGUACGUCUAUAUCCCAGUUAUCUAAUGUUUCGAUUUUUUGGUGUUGGUGGUGGCUUGCAGGAACAGGAACUUUUAGAUUCCCAGUUGCAAGCCUUUCCUACAAUGAAAGAGGCGUUAUUGUCGGACGACCCGAAUGCACAACUUGAAGGAAGUGCUCAGUGUGGAAAGUUGCUAUCAAAGGGCUACAUACCUCAUAUUGAUAAGGUGAUCCGAGCAGGUAUUGUUCCUCAGCUCGUGACAUUUUUGACUAGGAAUGAGAUGCCUCAGCUGCAGUCCAUGGCAGCAUGGACUCUGGCCAACAUUGCCUCGGGAUUGUCUGAGCAUACAAGAACUGUGAUUGAAUAUGGUGCUGUUCCGUUGCUUGUGCAGCUUCUGAGCUCAAGUAGUGAAGACAUCAAAGAACAGGCAAUGUGGGCGUUAAGUAAUAUUGCAGGUGAUUCCCCAUGCGCAAGGGAUGAUGUUUUUAACCAUGGCGCACUCUCUCCGUUAUUGUCUAUAUUGUGGAGUCCUAAUUGUAUAACAAAAAGUUCUACCUUGAAGAUCGCUAUGUGGACAUUUUCAAAUUUGUGCGUUGGAAAGCCUCUUCCAAUGCUUCUUGAACAGAUACCACCAGCAUUGCCUGCCCUUCGGGAACUCUUAAUGAUGCCUGAUGAAGAAAGUAUACUACAUGGAUGCCAGACUCUCUACUGCCUUACUCAAAAGGAAUCAAUCGAAUUGAACCAAGCUAUCAUUGAUGCAAAUAUUUGCCCAAGACUUCUAGAGCUACUACUGAAUCCCAAGUCAAAAGUUCUUGUUUCUACUCUGCGGACUAUAGGAAAUAUUUCUACCGGCAAUGAAGUUCAUACUAAGCAUCUGAUUGACAGUGGAGGUCUCCCAGUUUUUAACUUUCUUCUUACGCAAAGUGAUAAGUUUAUCCUCCGGGAAGUGUGUUGGAUAAUUUCAAAUAUCGCAGGUGGACCUAGGGAUCAUGUACAGGCUAUCAUUGAUGCAGAUCUUAUCAGUUCAAUUGUCCAUCUUACAAAAGCUGAACCCGACAUUAGGCAGCCGGCUGCCUGGGGUAUUGUCAAUGCCACUUGUAAUGCCACUCAUGAGCAGAUUCGGUUAUUGUCGUGUCUAGGAUGCAUCGAGGCACUCUGUGAUCUCUUGACCAUAACAGAUCCGAAUCUUCUGGUAGAAUGUUUGGAUGGACUAAUUAACAUAUUAAUUGUUGGAAAAGUUAACAAGGAAAAGGGACUGUAUAACGGGGUUAAUAUUUAUGGUGGAAUGAUCGAAGAAUGUGGAGGAUUGGAUAAGAUCGCAAGUUUGCAAAGUUUUGACAACGAUCAAAUUUAUGAUAGGGCCGUGGAUAUUUUGGUGCAAUAUUUUAAUGAGAACCUUGAACUAGAUGAAGAGAAUCUUCAUAAUAAUAAUAGCGUGGAUGAAACCAUAAAAGAGGACCUUGAAGUAGAUGAAAAGAUUCUUCAUACUAGUGUGGAUGAAACCAUAAAAGAGGACCUUGAAGUAGAUGAAAAGAUUCUUCAUACUAGUGUGGAUGAAACCAUAAAAGAGGACCUUGAAGUAGAUGAAAAGAUUCUUCAUACUAGUGUGGAUGAAACCAUGAAAGAGGACCUUGAAGUAGAUGAAAAGAUUCUUCAUACUAGUGUGGAUGAAACCAUGAAAGAGGACCUUGAAGUAGAUGAAAAGAUUCUUCAUACUAGUGUGGAUGAAACCAUAAAAGAGGACCUUCAAGUAGAUGAAAAGAUUCUUCAUACUAGUGUGGAUGAAACCAUAAAAGAGGACCUUCAAGUAGAUGAAAAGAUUCUUCAUACUAGUGUGGAUGAAACCAUAAAAGAGGACAUUCAAGUAGAUGACAAGGAUCUUCUAAAUAAUGUGGUUGAAACCAUGAAAGAGAACCUUCAAGUAGAUGUGGUUGAAACCAUGAAAGAGGACCUACAAGUAGAUGACCAGGAUCUUCUUCAUGAUGGUUUCAAUCUUUUUUGUUAA
Vicia faba (fava bean) is the source of this 2220-nucleotide messenger RNA. Lineage: Eukaryota; Viridiplantae; Streptophyta; Magnoliopsida; Fabales; Fabaceae. The record is from the annotation of a GenBank genome assembly.